AUGCCUGCGCUAUCACGGCUGGUGGUGCCCUGGGCGGCAUUUUCGUCGUUGGCUGUAGCUGCGACAGCUGGCUACUUCAAUGAUACCUCGGUCUGUGCGGAUCCGAAGGGGAUGCAAAAGUGUUAUGACAAAGCGGAGACGAGCUAUGCGAAUUGUAUCACGAGCAACUGCUCCGAUGGAAGCGAGAGCUGCUACGACUCGUGUAAUGGCGAUACUACGUGCAUGGCUACGCAGUGUCCAAAUAUAGGAGUGGACUGCAUCAAUGUUUGUGGAUGCGUCAGGGCCACUGACCGGAUUGAUUGUACUGCAUCCAGUUGCUGGAACCAUGUCUACUCUUGCGAAUACCAGGAAACAGCACAAGAUGCCCUCAACCUGUGCUUAAAUUUUGAUAUGGAUCAAAUACCUUUCUGGCCAGUCCCAGAAAAUGCUGCUGGUAGAUGUUCAUGCAAUAUUGGCAAGCUGGCUCGGAAAGAAACACUGAUCUCGGCGCAACUCACGGAGUGCAGCAAUAAUAAGACCAAUCUCGAUCAAUUAUCCGGGGCGAAGGAUAUGACGAAUUAUACUCAGGCCUGCACUUGCUGCGCGCAGAGCGCCAUUGUAUCUGCCAUCUGGAGCGUAUGCCCAAAUACCAAGCCCUCGAAAAUCGGAGCCGACUACUGGUAUGACGUGUUUCUGGGUCCUCAUCACUGGGAGGAAUGUGGCCCAUACCUCGAGGCAUACGACUGUGGAAGCGAUCUAGGUUACGCCGCUGAGAGCGCCGGCGACACGCAUACCUUCUACAAGCCGAACAACCUUCCCAAAAACGGAACUGAAACACUAUAUAACACUGGCGGUGUACUGAGCACUCCAGUUAGCGGAGCCACUUUCACCUGGACCGAUGGCUCUCUUUUGCACGGUAUCACCGCUGCGUCGAUAAAUAACGUUGCCUCGGCUACUGGUACCGGGGCACAGGGAGCUACUGCGACUGCGACCGGGACUGGUGCAAGUGCUACAAAGACCGGUGGUGCAUCUAUCUAUAGCCCGCCUACAUGGGCCGGUGCCGGCAUGGCGGGUGCCCUUGCUUUGAUCAUUGCUUGA
Molecule: messenger RNA, 1077 nt
Organism: Penicillium cataractarum
Lineage: Eukaryota; Fungi; Ascomycota; Eurotiomycetes; Eurotiales; Aspergillaceae
Exons: 3
Coding region: 1-1077 (358 amino acids)
Source: RefSeq, a predicted model, not a curated record